Symbiodinium sp. CCMP2592 is the source of this 1647-nucleotide messenger RNA. NCBI's taxonomy places the organism in Eukaryota, Dinophyceae, Suessiales, Symbiodiniaceae. The record is from the annotation of a GenBank genome assembly.
AUGGACUUCUUCCGUGCCUGCUGCACCGUCGCUGAGAGCUCCAGUGCUUUCGAGAUGUUGACCGAGGCUUCCCCUUCAGCUCCUGUGACCGUGGCCGAGGUCAUCGAGGUCCAGGCCAAGUGGGCAGCCGCGAUUGCCAAUAUCUCCAAGGUGCACAAGCAAGGCGGCGAUUUCAUCAAGGCUGCUGCUGAAGCCGCUGGCGAGCUGUACGCCUACGGCCAUUCGAACGUGAUGUUCAAGCCCACCAAAGCUGCAGAGUUCCGAUUCCGCCCCACCGCCGAGGAGGCCAUGUCCUACUUCGUCGGUGGCAACGUUGUUGAGGGUGGCUACAAGGAGGACGGCGGUUUCGCCAUCAACGGUGGCAAGGGCUGGGCUUCUUGCGUGUACAACAACCACCAGGUGCAGCUGAAGGGUGGCGUCGGCCUUGCCAUGGGCACCUACGACUUCACUUGUGCCACCACCGGCAGCGUGUCCACUGUCGAGUACACUUUCGGGUAUUCUCGCUGCGGCGAUGGUAAGGUGCGCAUUUUCCUUCACCAUUCUUCGGUCCCUUUUGCCGCGGCUCCUGCGAAGUCUUUGGCUGGAAAGUCUGCGCCCGUGACCGGGGCCGAGGUAAUGGAGGUCCAGGCCAAGUGGGCAGCCGCGAUUGCCAAUAUCUCCAAGGUGCACAAGCAAGGCGGCGAUUUCAUCAAGGCUGCUGCUGAAGCCGCUGGCGAGUUGUACGCCUACGGCCAUUCGAACGUGAUGUUCAAGCCCACCAAAGCUGCAGAGUACAGAUUCCGCCCCACCGCUGAGGAGGCCAUGUCCUACUUCGUGGGUGGCAAUGCUGUUCAGGGUGGCUACAAGGAGGACGGCGGUUUCGCCAUCAACGGUGGCAAGGGCUGGGCUUCUUGCGUGUACAACAACCACCAGGUGCAGCUGAAGGGUGGCGUCGGCCUUGCCAUGGGCACCUACGACUUCACUUGUGCCACCACCGGCAGCGUGUCCACUGUCGAGUACACUUUCGGGUAUUCUCGCUGCGGUGAUGGUAAGGUGCGCAUCUUCCUUCAUCAUUCUUCGGUUCCUUUUGCCGCAGCUCCUGCAACCAAGUCUGCACCUGUUCGGGAGGAUGAGGUUCUGGAGGUACAAGCCAAGUGGGCGGGCGCGAUUGCCAAAAUCUCCAAGGUCCACCAGGAAGGCGGCGACUUCAUCAAGGCUGCUGCUGAAGCCGCUGGCGAGCUGUACGCCUACGGCCACGGUGAUGUGAUGUUCAAGCCCACCAAAGCUGCAGAGUACCGAUUCCGCCCCACCGCCGAGGAGGCCAUGUCCUACUUCGUCGGUGGCAACGUUGUUGAGGGUGGCUACAAGGAGGACGGCGGUUUCGCCAUCAACGGUGGCAAGGGCUGGGCUUCUUGCGUGUACAACAACCACCAGGUGCAGCUCAAGGGUGGCGUCGGCCUUGCCAUGGGCACCUACGACUUCACUUGUGCCGCCACCGGCAGCGUGUCCACUGUCGAGUACACUUUCGGGUAUGCUCGCUGCAGCGAUGGUAAGGUGCGCAUUUUCCUUCAUCAUUCCUCGGUUCCUUUUGCCGCAGCUCCUGCCACGAAGUCUGUGGCUGGAAAGCCUGCUGGGGCCGAGGUGAGCGCAAAAUUGGCUGGCGCAUGA